Eurytemora carolleeae is the source of this 2994-nucleotide messenger RNA. RefSeq lists its product as uncharacterized. The record is from RefSeq and is a predicted model, not a curated record. Gene Ontology annotation, molecular function: protein binding. The transcript is spliced from 25 exons. Lineage: Eukaryota; Metazoa; Arthropoda; Copepoda; Calanoida; Temoridae. The coding region runs from base 375 to 2783 and encodes 802 amino acids.
AUGCAUAUAAGUUUGUAUUAUAUUGCAGUGUUGUUGGAUUCCAGCAUGCCAGAGACUCCAGAGCUCGCAACUGUAAAUAUUAGGGAGUACCUAGCUAAGAGACCUUUGUAGGGAGUACCUGACUAGGAGACCUAUGUAUGGAGUCCCUAGCAUUAGCUAGCAGACCUAUGUGGAAAGCACCUAACUAGCAGACCUAUGUUGAAAACAUCUAACUAGUAGCUAUUCAUUGAGUACCUUAUGUUGUUUACCUGAAUACACAUAAUGUUAAAAUUGAUAAUUGAAUAUACAAUAAUAGAUUUUAUAUGAAGUAAAUCCGUUUAUUUUCAGAGUAGAAUGUUUUGAAUAGUUUUUAAGUAUUGAAAAUAAAUCUAAAAAUGUCUGGACGGGAUGAAGAUGAGAUGGAAUUGCUGCGCUGCUUGAAAGGCCAUGUCAUUAAGACCUACAAGAACUCCAAGUUUACGGAUGUUACAAUUAAAUCUAAGGAUGGACUGGAGAUAAAAGCGCACAAACUAGUUCUUUAUGCGCAGAAUGCCUGGUUUGCAAGCAAACUGGGUACAGAUGCGGAUUCUAAGGAAAUAGUGCUGGACGAUUUCAGUGGAGAUGUUGUGANAGUAGUUGUGGAUUCUAUAUAUUACAGACGAAUGUCCCCAAGUUUGCUCACUGUGGAAAAUGUUAUGGAUUUUUUGAAAGCGGGAGAUCAGUUUUGUAUUGAUAGCAUCAGGGAUGAAGCCGCGGUCUUCAUGAUAAAGAACUUGAAUGAGAGGUACGCCCUAGAUAUGCUGGUUCACCCAAUAUUCGCUGGUGCAAUGACAGACACCGUCCUCAAGUUUAUCGCAGAGAAUUUCCAACAGUUCCUUUUGUCCGAUACACUUAAGGAAAAACUUCUAAAGGAACUUACUGUGCCAAAUAUGGUGGAUAUUCUGUCUCAUAAGGGUUUGAUGUUAUGGGAUGAAUCUGGAAGAUAUUUACUCGCUGUUGAGAGAGAAACACAAUUAUUCUUCUUUGUUCUACAAUAUAUAACACAGGACAAGGAUGCGAGAUUAGAAGAGCUGAGGUUACUGAUGAGGAGUUUAAAGCUGGCACUUCUCGUCCCAAACAAUAUUCUCACCAUUCAAGUCAUCGCGGAGAAGCUAGAGGUUCAACCCGACCUGGUUUCAGAAAAGAUCUCAGAUAUUGUAGAACCAUUUAAGAAUCUGAAGUCAAGUGAAAACCUUGCUUCUUUAACUCACAAGGAUAGGAAGGAUAAAAGUAAAGCAUCCUCGGAUACGAAAAGUAUAGCGGAAUCAUGCAGGAUGAGGUUUGGAAGCAUUCCUCAUAUAUCAACAUGUUCGGAUCUUGUUCUUAAAUUAGAACCCUGGUCCCAGAUUAGCCAAACUAAGUUCCAGUUUGCUCCUUCUCAAACAACAAACAAGAUGGCUGUGUGUAAAAAGAACAUGAAGUCGAUCACGGUAUUCAUCAAGAAAAUGGACAAACAGACGAAAAAGGACACCGAGACAGUAGACACGGACAAGAAUCAAGAUAAAAAGGACGAAAAAGAAGAAAACAAGGACGCAGAUAAAAGUGAGAAACCAGUGGAAGAAGAGAAGAAGAAAGAUGAGAAAGUGAACGGAGAAGCAGAAAACUGUGAGAAGAAGAAAGAUGAGAAAGGGAACGGAGAGAAGAAGAAAGAUGAGAAGGGGAACGGAGAGAAGAAGAAAGAUGAGAAAGGGAACGGAGAGAAGGAGAAAGAAGAUGUUACUAAUGAAACAAAGGAUUCUGAUGAGUUUAGGGUGUGCGGUGUAUCUGUAUCCGACGACGACGGAAGUUAUGAAAUAGGAGUUGUUGAAGGAGAAGGAGUGAGGAGCAGGGAGUACAUACUAGAGGCUGGGGAGUAUAUCAUUGAAAUUGCUGCGUUGUACUCACAGGAAAAGGUUUCCGGUUUAGAGAAGCAUGGAAAGGGUAAGGAGAAAGUUGCGCAGGAAAUGUUUAGUGCAACAACGGUUGAGGAUUAUUGCUUUGCUACAAACAAGCCAAGAACACUCGGCCCUGUAUUAGAGGGGUCAACUCAACCUGUACCUGGGUUUCUAUUCAGGUUACCCAAGCAGAUUCUACGGCUGGAGAAAGGGUCCCCUGGUAAAUAUUUCUGGUUGAAAGGGUUUGGAUUAGAGACAGUGGAGCUUAAGGAUUCCUCUGAAAAAUCUCGAUUGUAUCCAAUCUGGGGAUUUCACAGUGCAUAUAAGUAUUAUCCUUUCGAUCAUCAGGGUUUUGAGUUCCUGCCUGGGAUAAAGAAACAGUUCCAGUUCUCCCUGGAAGGAAUAAAUGAAACCCUGUCUCUUGAUUCCAUCCAGGAUCUUGAUACACUCGAGAGAACUCCUGUUCAUGAGGUUGUAGAUCUAGACGACAGUGAAGAGGGGGAGGAGGGGGGCAGCGAGGAGGAAAUAAAUAGACCAACAAAUGACGGUGAAAAUGAGGAUAGCGUGAUGAUUGUUGAUAGUGGUAGUGAUGGGGAGGAUGAGGAGGAAGAGGACGAAAGAGGGGAAGAGGAAGAAGAAGAUGAAGAUGACGAUGAUCAGGACCCGGAUCCAUAUCUCCGAGACAUGAGUAGAAACGGGGGUUUUGCUGGGUUUGGGCAUAGACGAGGCGGAGGAGUAACUGGUCGGGGCGGAGAGGCAGAACCUAUUGAAAUACCUAGCAGCUCAGAGGAGGAGGAGGAGGCUGAGACGGAUGAGGCCGGAGACAAACCAAGCAAGAGAACUGCUUCAACUGAACCCGGAUCUCCGAAGAGAACAAAAUAUCAAGAAUAGAAUGCUUCUAUUAACUCAACUGCAUGAAAUGCAUGAAAUAAUGAAUUAUGAAAUAUUGUAUAACUAAACAUUUGGCUUCUUGGAAUUAGUACAAAUAUUCAAAGUUAAAUUCAAACUGUAUAUGACGUAUCGUGUAAAGCCAAAUUGGCCGAUUUAUGUGUGUUUAUUUUUACAUUUCGAACAACAUAAUUGAUUUUUUUAAUAUUUCAGA